AUGAAAUCAGUAUAGAACUUUAAAAUUGUCUCAAACAUGAAAGCGUACUUUUCAGAUGCUAUUCAAUGUCUUUAAAAGAAAGUUGAUGCUCCUGAUCCUAGUUAAGACAGUAUAAGUAGCGAUCAAGUGCUAUUGCCGGAUUUAAAAUCAAUAAUCUUAAACCAAAGUGACUUAAUUAGAGAAGAUUAUGAAGGGCUUCGUCUUACUGAAACUCAUUCAAGGAGCCUUACAACUAAUUCUUCAAGUAUAUAUUUAUUUAUAAAUAUCUAGGUAAACUUUUUAUAUUUGAAGAGCAAUUCGUCAAUAUUCAUUCCAUAUCUUCAGACUUAAUAUCUGAUGAAUUUUGA
Molecule: messenger RNA, 347 nt
Organism: Paramecium octaurelia
Lineage: Eukaryota; Ciliophora; Oligohymenophorea; Peniculida; Parameciidae
Source: the annotation of a GenBank genome assembly